AUGAGUGUCACUCUUCCUGUCGGGCAUGCGACCCGUUUAUCCGAGAUGGUUUCGCCCCACAUUCAGCGGAUAGACGACACCAUUGCUGCGGGACACGCUUCAAACCAGUUGAAGCAGAGCAUAGAGUCAGAUAUCACUGUGCUAGAGACGGCGCUCCUUCAAUUACGCACGUCUCGCAACACCUGCUUGCCGUUACUUCGUCUACCGCUGGAAACGUUAGGGGAGGUCAUCGAGAUCCUGGCAUCUAUCUGGCCUGCGGUCGUAGGAUACGCGAGAGAAGGCCCUCUGCUCGAACAUGUGGCGUUCAUGGAAGGGAGAAACUAUAAGACAUGUCCUUCCCUCAGAUUAGGUUGGAUACUACUUGCGCACGUUUGCCGGAAGUUACGAGCGGCCGUGCUGGCUCGCAACGACCUCUGGGCGAGCAAUAUCUGCAGCAUUACUCGAUCACCAACCGACUUGGCAUCAUACUACGGGAAUGCCCCACUGCACAUCGAUGUCCGAGUUAACUUGCUCAAAAGCAUACCGCGUCUACGGCGUACGGAGAUCGACGCCGUCAAACACCUUUUAAGAUCCUCGCGCGCAAUCAUUCUCGAAGAACAUGUCGAAGGGUCUAACGAUACGCUUUUCGCGAAUCUCGACCCCGGCUUCUUUUCAAAGCUGCAGUUCCCUCACCUGCAGCAUCUCUCAUUGGAUCUGGGUUAUCUACCUAGUGGAGAAGAUGGAGAGAACGAGGCUAUAACGUCUGAGAUCUUCGAACUGCCGGAGAUGAUGGCACCCAACCUACGCUCUCUGCACUUGAAGAACUACAUGAUAUCUUUCGACCCGUCCACAUUAACCGACCUCAAGCUUCAGCUCGCUGAACCAUACUCGGCCAUACUAUCGACUAGACGUUUCUUGACGAUACUACGCCGCUCAGUCAAUCUCCGUUCGCUGGAUAUUGCGUCAUGCAUCCCACGAUUGAACUCGCAUUUAGCUGAGUCAGACAAAGUGCCGUUGCCUUCUCUUGAAAGGCUGCGUCUCAGAGGGAAGAUACGUCGAUGCCACGACCUACUUACCCAUCUGACCUUACCCCGGUCUACACGUUACGAUGUCGAAUUUCAUUACAAACAGAUCGACUUCCCGGGCGCGUUCGAAUACCUCAAUUUCUCCCUCCCUCACUUCACGCACCUGGAUACCUCACUCGUCACUGGGAUGGCUCUUGAAGAGCGGGAUAAGGUUGAAAUCGCGCUGUAUACGCCAAAAUCCUCCCCCGCUUCGGUCACCAAGGCGCCUUUCGACCUCUUCGCGGAUGGCUUUUGUAGGCAUCACGAUCUCAGUUUCGGCGGCGAUUCACGAGAGCAUCGUGAGCCGUGUCUCGAGGUCCUCUUAGCGCACGCGCAGACCUUCACGAACAUGUCUGCCAUAGGCACGUUACAGAUUGCAUUCGGGAACACGUAUGGCAACGACGUCUGGAUCGCGUGCCUCUCGCUGUUCCCCAACUUGGUGACCCUGUCUCUCGACGGUCCUGGUCGCAUGUCGGCGCUCUUCGCCAUGAAGGCCACGAACCUCGACGAUUCGGAUUCGGCCCAGACCGAUGAAACGCCCAUCGUUCUACCGCGCCUGUCCUUCUUAUGGAUAUCGGCACUCGACGUUAGAAAGCCGCGGAACGACGAGGAAGCGCAGCAGGGAGGUCCGGAUCGUCAGCAGUUCCUGCACAUCUUGUCGUCGCGAAGGAGAGCAGGCGCUCCCUUGGACCGUCUGCGCAUUGACAAACUACUCGUCCCAGACUAUGCCGAGGCAAAGAAGGUACUUUUGCCGCGCAUGGAGACCUUAGUGCCGCAUGUCGAGGUUGAGCUUCUAGAGAGAGAUCCAGCAACAGAGUACGCCGAAGAAGAGGAUUCGGAAGAGCUAUAG
Messenger RNA from Peniophora sp. CBMAI 1063, 1893 nucleotides. Lineage: Eukaryota; Fungi; Basidiomycota; Agaricomycetes; Russulales; Peniophoraceae. The record is from the annotation of a GenBank genome assembly.